Molecule: messenger RNA, 606 nt
Organism: Olea europaea var. sylvestris
Lineage: Eukaryota; Viridiplantae; Streptophyta; Magnoliopsida; Lamiales; Oleaceae
Product: ras-related protein RABD2c-like
Exons: 7
Coding region: 1-606 (201 amino acids)
Molecular function (GO): GTPase activity; GTP binding
Source: RefSeq, a predicted model, not a curated record
AUGGGCAGUGACCAUCUUUUUAAGCUCUUGCUAAUAGGGGAUUCUGGUGUUGGGAAAUCUUGUCUCCUUUUAAGGUUUGCUGAUGAUUCAUAUCUUGAAAGUUACAUUAGUACCAUUGGUGUGGACUUUAAAAUUCACACUGUAGAACAGGAUGGAAAAACUAUUAAACUCCAAAUAGUAAGUACUGCUGGACAAGAACGUUUUAGAACAAUUACUAGCAGCUACUACCGUGGGGCACAUGGUAUCAUUGUGGUUUAUGACGUGACUGAUCAAGAAAGCUUCAACAAUGUUAAGCAAUGGUUGAAUGAAAUAGAUCGAUAUGCUAGUGACAAUGUUAACAAGCUUCUUGUUGGAAAGAAGUGCGAUCUCAUGGAACAGAAAGUUGUGUCAUCCGAGACAGCUAAAGCAUUUGCAGAUGAACUUGGGAUUCCUUUCAUGGAAGCAAGUGCAAAAGAUGCCACUAAUGUUGAGGAAGCUUUCAUGGCUAUGGCUGCUGCAAUCAAGAACAGGAUGGCAAGUCAACCAGGCAUGGACACCACCCGACCUCCAACUGUGCAGAUCAAAGGACAACCCGUUAACCAGAAUUCUGGUUGCUGCUCUUCCUAA